This is a messenger RNA of Talaromyces stipitatus ATCC 10500, 2667 nucleotides long. RefSeq lists its product as uncharacterized. Lineage: Eukaryota; Fungi; Ascomycota; Eurotiomycetes; Eurotiales; Trichocomaceae. The transcript is spliced from 3 exons. The coding region runs from base 1 to 2667 and encodes 888 amino acids. The record is from RefSeq and is a predicted model, not a curated record.
AUGGAUAAUGAGAUAUUCUUACACCGACUUGAGGUAAAGGAGUGGCUGAUUACCAAACAUGUUACUAUCGAGCCCUCAACGGUAAAUAAUCAAGGACAAAACGGUGCCGCUGAGCGCUCAGGGGGUGUCAUCAAGGAUAAGGCUAGGGCCAUGAGAAAUGGUGCAAAGUUACCUACGGAUUUAUGGAUUUGGAAUCCUUUGACAGGGAGGAUCGUGCGAGCAAGGGACGUUAUUUUUAACGAGGAUGAAGUCUUCAGUGGAGAUAUCCAAGAUAUCAAGGAUGAUCUCCUUCAUGUGUCUGUUGAAGAACUGACAAUCUUGCUGAACAAGAUAGAUAUCCGAGUACAGUCAGGUGAAGUCGAAGAUAAUGCUAACUUUGGAGAUGAGAUGGAGGAUUUGGUGUUUGACCGAAAUAGGCACAACGAUGAGCGUACGACAACAACAGGCUCGGUGACUGGUUCUGGAUUUGAAGAUUCAAGUCAGCUUGAUUCGGACUAUCCAAGCGGCCCAUCUCUGACGCCAGGAGAAGGAUUGUUAGAGGGGAUUGAUAAAUAUGCUUAUCCUACACCUCCAGAUACGCCUCCGAGCGCACUGUUGGCGGCUAGCAUAACUAUCGUCCAUGAAAAUGACCUCAACCUCCGUCAGAGCUCUGAGCACGCAGCUGGAACGUCAACUGGCGGGGUCAGGCCCAGAGGGUCGCUCGUUCAGGAAGCAACCACCAAGGAAGGUCCCAGAGGGGCUCUUGAUGGUGUAGGCACGGUCAGGUCCAGAGGAUCGCGUGCUGAGUUUGGGGACAGGCCCAGAGGGUCGCCCAAUCUGCGUGACUCCAUGGUAGGUCUCAGAGAGGCUCAUGGCAGGCAUAUCCUUGAGGACGGACCCAGAGGGUCGCUUGAGAAGAACGGGGUAGGCUUCAGAGAGGCUCCUGUUAAAACCGUCGCCGCUGCUUUGACUACGCAACGAGGAGAGCUCAAUCCUUGGAGGUUUGCUUUUCUAGCAGGCACACGACAUCGUCAGUAUGAGGUGAACACAGUCAAAUUUGAUCACGUGAGCCUCCAACGACGUCUAAGGUCAGGACGUCGACUUCAGUCAGUUCUAGUCCGCGACCUACCGCCUGCUCCCAAGAGUCACCGUGAAGUGGAAAAACAUCCUUUAGGUUGGUUAUUUGAGGAGGCUGAGAGAGAUCACCUUAAAAGUCACGAUCCAUCUGGCUCUUGGACAACGGUGCCUAUCGAAAGUCGUCUAGUCAAGUGCAAGGCACGACUCGUGGUAAGAGGUGAUCAAGAGAAAAGAGAUGAUACAAGGGACACGUAUGCUGCUACUCUUGCUGCGAGAUCUUUUAGGACAUUUAUGGCUAUUGCUGCGCGCUUCAAUCUGGAACUCAAGCAAUAUGACGCUGUCAAUGCCUUCGUUAAUGCCAUACUGGACGAAGAGAUCUUUAUGAGAAUGGCUCCUGGAUAUCGUGAGUCUGGAAAAAUAUAUCGACUGAACAAGGCUCUUUACGGAUUGCGUAGAUCACCACUCCUAUGGCAAAAGGAACUUACCAGCACCCUCGUAGAGUUGGGUUUCAAAACAGUGCCUCACGAACCGUGUUGCAUGUUGAAAUCUGGGAUCAUACUGUUCUUUUAUGUAGACGAUAUCGUUGUCGCAUAUAAGAAGAGCCACCAACCAGAAGCUGACUCAGUCAUGAACCAACUUCGUGCCAAAUACAAAAUAUCCGGAGGAGGAGACCUGGAGUGGUUCCUAGGUAUGAGAGUUAUACGGGAUCGAAGCAAUAAGGUGAUCUGGCUCAGUCAAGCCACCUAUAUCGACAAAAUUGCGAAGUUAGCCGACACUCGACAGACUGACGACACACCAAUGGCUCGAGAAGAAUUACUCCCAUACGAAGGAAUGGCCACCUACAAAAGUAACCAUCAAUAUCAACGAAAAGUUGGCUCAAUUAUGUACGUGGCAGUAAGCACUCGACCUGACGUGGCUUUUGCCGUCUCACGGCUUUCACGGUUCUUGUCAAAUCCCGGACCAAAGCACCAUCAAGCUGCUGACAAGGUUUUAUGCUACCUCGAACGUCAUCGUGCGUACGCCUUGAGGCUUGGAGGAGGUGAAGAUUAUUCAGUAUCAACAGACGCCUCCUUUGCAGAUAAUACACUUGACCGUAAGAGCUCGCAAGCAUACGUCAUGACACUUUUUGGUGGAACGAUAGGAUGGCAAGCGAACAAGCAGGAUACGGUAACAACGUCAACCACUGAAGCUGAACUGUUAGCUCUCGCUCAGGGGGUGAAAGAAGGCAAAUAUGUCCUUCGAUUGCUUCUGGAGUUGGAGAUACGUUUUAGAACACCUACUCUUCACGUUUUCUGCGAUAACCAGCAAACUCUAGGAUUGCUGGAGAAGGACGCUCCGCGACUGCGUACGAAGCUCCGACACGUCGAUAUUCAUAAUCACUGGGUACGACAAGAGGUGCAGAAGGGAGACAUCCAAGUGCACUACAUGCCCACAAAAGAUAUGAUUGCCAACGGCCUGACCAAGGCACUCAGCAAACAGGAACACCAAAAGUUCCUCAAUCAAAUCGGAGUAGAGGAUAUCGACAGCUAUCUCACUCCCCAGCAAAAGGAUAUGGAGAACCCGGAUAUCGAAGAAUUACUUUCUCUCAAUGACGUGCCCGACAACUUAUGA